AGUUCGUCUGUAGCAUUUUAAGCGCAUUAUAUCGGGUGCGUCUACGUGUAGCAGUAGAUGAAAAUGGUUUAUUCGUCAGCGUCAGCAUUCGUUUGUGUUGCUAGCUGCAAUGAAUCGAGCUAUUUGCUACUUUUCUUCUGACUUCCGUUUUGCUCUUUCCGUGAAAAAAAUGAGAGGACAGGUGGUAUAACCUAAAGUAAAAAUGUCUUUCUUUCUGCAGCUUCUUCAAGCUUUACUCUUCGUAGUCGAUCGGGCCGCUGGUGCUGGUGCAACAUCACCACUGGUCAAGGUGAAACCCUGGAAAUUUCUUGGUCCGUGGCCUGUGGGGAAGAACGAGUUGGAUGUAUGGAUGUGUCAGGUUUGAAAUCGUCAAAGUUGAAAUGGUUUGCCAUGCAUAAAACGCAUACCAGUUAGACCUACAGUUUGUAGUCGGUGCGUGACAAAUUUUCCCGGCCCCGGAGGCGAGUCUGUCAUGCGGUUUAGGGCAAAAGAGCUGCCUUCUGUCAUGCUAGUCAGUAGUCCAUUGGACUACUGACUAACUUGUGACCAACUUGUGACCCUUACCAGGACUAUAAUCUGCCUCCCUUGCGUCCUCUGCAAUAGAGUCACUUUUUGCAUCGCAUUUUAUGCAUUACAAGUCAUUUCAACUUUGUCGAUUUCAACUCUGACGCAUCCAUAGGAUGCGGAUCCUACAUACACGGCAGCUCGCGGCGGCGUCUUCGAUCUGUACCGGAGGGCCUUUCUGGUUGGGACUGAAAAGGGACACGAAAAAGAAGCGGAGCACCACGGCGUCACUCCAGAUUCACACUCAGAUGGAGAUGGAGCCGAUGCCGAAGAUUUUCCGAAUUUGUUCUCGGAAUUACCUUCCGGCGGUCACUUGACUGAGCAGUUUUCAGCUGCCGACGGUCUGCGGUCGAGCGAAGCUUCCAAAUCAACCACGAGGACCCUCACGAAGCAGGGAAGACUAAGAAAGCUGUUUGACAGCGAAGCUAUCGCAGCUUCGCAGUCUACGGGAGGUGCAGCGAAAAAUUUCAACGAUGUUUGGGCUCGGGUCACGCCGCGUAACGUGCAAUGGAGCCAGCUGGUGCAACAGCUGUCCUCCAUGGAGGUCCUGGAAUGGCAAGGCUGGGCGAUUGCCAAGUUCGGCCCACUGGCCGAGAACACCACAUACACGGUCGGUUGCGAGGGGGUGCACACCUUCUACAUCGACGGCUUUGAGCAAAUUUUUCCCGGUGAUAUGUUUCGCACGCGCCGAAUUUCCAGUGCAGUCAGCUUUGCUUCUGAAAACAAGCAGGACGGCCAGCAGCAUCAGCAUCACGUGCUCUAUGUACCACUCAAAAUCAGGGGGAACGCGGGCGAGUUUCGGUGCCGGGUCGAAAGAGUAGUUUCAACGGAGAUGAACAAGGUGGAGUCUUUUGCCACGGUAGAGGUUAAAAAAGCUUUAUUGCCAGAACUCCUCCAUCACGCCGAAAGAAACACGAAGACACAAGCGCUCCUCGACGGUGCGGGUGCGACUUCGGAGGACAAGGAAACAGCGAGAGCCGCCGAGGGUUCUUUUCCUACGACCACCUUGAUGGGUGAGCACCUGUCUCUCGCUAUCACGAAUCAUCUGAGCGCGGAGUGGUUGCAGUUCCGCUUUCAGCCUUGCGAAAACCGAAACUCAUGCAAGCCGGACGUGUUCGAAGUCCUACCACUUGAAGGAGCGGGCGGGGUUACAUCAACCACCGGUGGUCAAUAUUCGUUUUCUGACUUAGUGGCCCCCGGACAGGCAACGGCACUUCCAGUCCGAUUUCGCUUGAUUGGCGAAGGGCGCAAGAAGUACGACCUCCAGAGUCCCCCCCGCGCUUGUGACUCAGUGGGCCUACAGCUGGACGUUUUCAUGCGAGUCCUCGCCCAGCCGGACGCCGGCGAUGAUAGGCAAGAUGGAUUGAAGAAGAACGGGACUGAGGAUGAUUGGAAUUACCUCAAGACUUUACGCUUCACGCUGUCAUGUCGGACGGCGCGGCAGUCAUUUGUCUACACAUUUCUUGACCACGACGGCACGGUCAACCGUGGCGCUGCUAUCAUGCCGCGCACUCAUCAAGAUGAACUACUACACGAAGCAACUUCUAAUCAAAAAGAGGCACCAUCGGGCCAAGGGCGAGGAGACGACGGCCGCCUAGAAGAAGAAAAACCCCGAUAUCCAGUUCUGCUUUCGCUUCACGGGACCGGGGUGGAUCCGCGCAACCACGCAGACAGCUACAAGUACAAGCCGAAAUCGAAAGAGGUGCAGAAGGCCGCAGGUGUAUCUGCACCUGUGAAGAAAGUCUACAAUGCUGAUGAAAGCAAGAUCCCCUUUUUCUACGGUGUGGACGGGGCCUGGGUAGUUUGUCCGACGCGCGCGGGCGCGCACAACUGGGAGUAUACUGGGUUGCUUUCUGCCGUUCGUGCUCUGACGGCACUAAAAGCCAUCGUCGACGGGAAACCCGAACUACACCGAUUUGCGCGAUUGGACCUCGACCGCGUCGUCUAUUCUGGCCACAGCAUGGGCGGCCACGGCGCUUUGGUUCUGGCAACCAGGGUUCCGGAACCCAUGGUGGGGCUCGCGCCCUUGGGGGCCUGGAUCAAAAAGGAGGAAUACGGUGACAGCAACCGGUUCUUUCUGCUGGACCUGCAGAACGAGUUCGCGCCCCCAGAGCUGAAGGCAGUUCUGGAAACGAGCAUGCUGGAAAACAGUGUGGAACCGCUUUUAGACAACGUUAGAUCCAGUAUCGCUACAGCUCAUUUAGGCGACGAUCGCGAGAUGCACAAGCUGGACGUCGAGCAGGAGACAGAAACUACAACGAAGAAGGUAAUUUCCAAUAGGGCCACAAGGAGAGUUGAAAAAGACUCAAUCCCCGCCGUCUCAAGGGUCAAGCUACGAGUCGGUGCAAAAGACGGCGCCACGCCUCCGUGGUACUCCAGGCGCUUGGCUAGAAGUCUGGUGGUUCCCGAAAGCGGAGUACCUGGAUCUUUUGGAGGCGGGUUGACGACUCAUCCCCGAGUUGGGCGGAGCAGGGGGCCGUCGAUAGACUACGAAGAAGUGCCCGACAAGGAGCAUUGGUGGUGGGACACCAAUCGGCCGAACGAUGGCGGCGUGCUAAACGAUCCCCGUAUGCGUCAGUGGUACAAGCAAAUUUUCCAGGUGGCAGCUGCGACGCCGACGAUUGCAGAUGCUUUCGUAACGUUGACCGAAUCGAUGAAAUCGAAUAUCAUGAUCCCCGCCGAGAACAAUGCUUCAUCGUGUGUUGCAGGCAAAGGUGGACGAGACAGCCACAUCACGGGGGACGGAGAUGAAAAGUGCCUCGUAGAUGCUGGCAACAGAAGCUCUGCGGCAGAGAAGGUGCUCCUUUCACUGAAACCCCUUACGCUGACAGCCACGAACUGCGCGAGCACUGUCGGGGGCUCGAUUCAAUUACUGGAACAGAAAGCACCCUUUCGCACCUCCAAAAUUUUUGUGUCUGAGCGGCAGAUCGUGCUGGCCACUACGGAAGGGAACGACCAGGAGGACGCGCUGGCUGGAACAGGCAGCGGAGUGCAAGGCGGCAACAUGAUCCGAGUAAUUUUCAGACUUACAAUUCAGCAAGUCGACAACGUUUCAGCUUUUGCCGUCGCCUUUCCAGGUCAUUUUAACCACGAGAAACAAUCAGACCGUCAAAAAAAGCUGGUCGCUUCGAGCAUUGAGGUCUGUUUUGCAGAGCAAGGGUUAGAGUCAGAGACUGUCACCCCCUCCGUGGCUUGUCUACGCACCACAAGCACCGCCGACUCUGUUCCGGGCGCAGGCCAUUUGAGGUUGCACGUUUGCCGGGUGGUGAAACUGAAAACGCAAGGUGAUAGCAGGUCCUCCUCGGCCGGUGAUACUUGGGAAAUUUGUGAUCCCGAUCGACUACGGCAAGCGCGAUGGCAGCAAGGCCCGUUACGUAACGUUUUUGCACGCCCGUUUGUUACGGUUGCGGCGGAACCUUUUUUGCGCCAGUCCGUCUACCUGGCUGGACUGCACUAUGCUGCGGCGGACACUCGCUCGCCUGUGGUUCUGGACAGCAUGCACAGCACAAUUGAGACAGCGCUCGAUGUUGGGGGGCAUCCGCAUCAAAACAUCGUGCUCGUCGGAGGUCCCAACGUAAAUCAAGCUGCGGCAGCCUUGUGGAGCCGCCAUCGGCACCUCAAGGGUUUGCUCUCGUUCACGUUUGACGAGCGACACAGAUUCUUGGAAACUUAUCCGGCUGAAAAAAACUAUCACUAUCACAAAAAGCCACUUUUUGGCAAAAAUUGAUUUUUUUUUGAUUUUUUUUGCGGCGCAUUGGGGCUCGAUCCUUGUGCCUGGUAUAUUGUUAUUGUUGUUGCGAUUAAUGAGUGAUAUAGUUAGCUAGCUAGUGGUCGCUUGUGAUGAUUGUCAUAGCUAACAGGAGAGCCGAAUGGAAGGCCGGGCCGGGCCCUCGCUCCGAAGGCGAGCUCCCGAACCCUUGGUGGUGCCCCGGCCUUGGCGGGUCGGUCCCUUCCGGCCCGGGGCGGGAGGCGGCCAAAAGGUGCGCGGCGAUCGCCACUCUCCCACCGUGUUUGAAAAAUACUAUCACGCCACUUUCUGGACCUGAUUCCCAGCUUUCAGACCUGGGCUGAUUUGAUGCUCCGGCGGUGGCGGGUGAGCUGCCUUCCGUUCCGAGGCUAGAGGCGGCCAAAAAGUGAGGCUCGAUCGCCAGUCUCAGCUCGUGUUUGAAAAACACUAUCACUCCACUUUUUGGAUCUGGCUGCCGACAGCCAGUCCUCCCCGGAUUUUUUUGGUUUUCAACACUGCGCGCGCAAAUUUUUUCAAGAAAUUCAAAAACCCGGAAAUUCGAUCAUUUUGGCUGUGAUAGUGUUUUUUCUGGCGGUGGUCCUAUGUGGGCCGUGCCGCCGUGUUUGAAAAACACUAUCACACUUUUUUCCGGCACUCAAAAAAUACCAACUUCACACCUUUUUUCACUUUUUCUAUAUCAAAUCGCUCAAAAGUGUAGUGUGAUAGUGUUUUUAAGCGCGAGCUAAUGCUGCGAAAACACCGAAAAUCAGCUCUUUUUAAAAAUGCAAAUUACGAUGCUACGGCCCGGGUCAAAAAGGGACCCAAAAUCGCCGUAGCGCCGUGGCUGAAAAACACUAUCACACACAAAAAAGCGCCAUUUUUGACCUCCCCGGAGAAGAAAAAUCAAUGUGAUUUCAAAGUGUGAGCACCAAAAAAAUUAGUGCUUGCGCCAUCACCAAUUUCUGCCGGAGGUUGUGGCCUUUGGCCUAGCCCCCGGGGGCUCCGGAUGUCAGACCUGGCCUUCGAGCCCCCAGAUCCAUCUGGGAGCAGGUCUGAGAAACGAGCCAUAGAAAAGUCGCUCUUUAUCCACCAAACCCACCAAUUCCAGACUCGUCGUUAACGAGCAUGGUGGAGACACGCUUCCGCGCCCUCAUGGCGCUGGCCGACUGGGCCGCAACGAGUUUGCUCUCGUUCACGUUUGACGAGCGACGCAGAUUCUUGGAAAGUAGGCACGCAUCUACAAAAGUUUUGCAGCGAAGUAGCGUAAUCGUGGUCAACAUGCCACCUACGCAAGAAUGGAUACAUACUAUGCAAUCUUCACAGUUCUUUUUCGUCAAGACGAAGAAACAAAGCAACUGCGCGAAUCUGUGACUGUCAAGCUAAGUGAAGCCAAGAUCAUACCAGGCUUUUACGGGCACAUCCGUGAAAGAUAUUCAGUGGCUUUCUUCUCCUGGCGCGGUUUUGCCCGUGCUUGCAUUUGCAGUUUCGAUUUGUACGAAUUUUUACGCAAGGCAAUGCUGAUACUUUUGUAAAGGAUAGUAGCAGGACCGAAAUCAGAUUUCAGGAGAAAUACAGCUUUCCGGCAAGCCGGAGCAUCGGGCUUCUCUUAUGGUUCCCGUAUCCAAUUGGCGACCCAGAUGGUAGAGGAACCGAUGCAUUUCAUCGACUUAGCGAGGACUCCACAAUCCCCGUUGACGCGGAGGAGGAGAUGGAGAGCGAGCGCAAAGUCUUGCUGAUAUGUGGCACAGACGCCGAAGGACUGCGCGCGGCAACGCGGCUUGGGCAGCCAACAAUUCCGCCAAUGAUGCGCGCGCCCUUCACGAACCAAGUGCCAGACUAUAUCGUAGUGGACGCUCAUGAGCUACGAGCGAAAGGCGCCGGCGGUAUUUUGCUGGCUGGAUUCUGGAACCGCACGAACGAAGCAAACUUCGUUCGCACAGAUUUCAUGCAUGAACACUGAUUCUCAUUUUCUUUUCUUUAUGCUUUCAGUGUACACGUUGAACCGCUCACAUAGCCUGCGUCACAUUCACUAUCACUAUCAUUACUUCUCCCUCAAAAUAAAAAGAUGCAACGGCACCCCACAACAAGAAUAGUGCUCUUGAUGAAAAAAAUAGAGUCGUUGUUGAUGAAAUGAAAAUAUGACGAUUUGAAUUUGCAAGCAGGCUGAUCGAUAGCUAAUGUCUGCGCGAACUGCUUACCGUGUAGAAUUCUAGCGCUGUGCCGAAGUCGAGUAGUUAAAUUGCCUAGCAUGGUACUCUAAUACUCCAAAUAAAGGAACUAGCUUUUAUCCGUGUGGCCGCCAUUUUUGUAGACAAAUGUCGUAGAGCUUUUCUGCAGCAAGGAGGACAGUAGACUCUGUAAAGCAAAAGCAUCAUCCAGGAGGAAGGUAUGGCGCGGCUUGGCUGCUGCUGCUGGUGUAGUGCUAUGGAAACGAAUGCAAUGAAGGCACCCCAUGUCCAUAACCAUAUGCAGUGAUAACGAUGACGAUAGCGUCGAUAUUGAAGUCAAACAUAAUGAUGAGCCCCGACUGCAUUCGCGCCAUUCCUUGGCACUCACGUCUAUCCUCGUCCUCGGUCAUGCUCUAAAUCCUGAGAUUGGUUCAUGUCGGUGACACGCAAAAUGAAAUGUUUCUGAGAAGAUCUUUCUUCAGUCUAUUAGUUCGUAAGAAGGAAUACGAAGCAGCUGCGCCAUCCCUCUGCCACAAGAUGAAGAUCGCUGUCGCAAAUAACGAUCUCUGAGUGCAAUUUUAGGAUGGAGUGGAUGAAUGAGAAUGAGUCGAAUAUUUAUGUGUAUGCAAAAAUGGUCUGGGUGGUUAG
Messenger RNA from Amoebophrya sp. A120, 7107 nucleotides. The record is from the annotation of a GenBank genome assembly. Lineage: Eukaryota; Dinophyceae; Syndiniales; Amoebophryaceae.